AUGCGUAUACACCCCACAGCAGCAGCAGCAGCAGCAGCAGCAGCAGCAGCAGCAGCAGCAGGGACAGAAGCAGCAGCAGCAACAGGGUUUUGCCUGAGAAGCAGAACGCCCAUAGCAGCACGAGCAGCAUCAACAACACCCCUCAAGCAGCAGCAGCAGCAGCAGCAGCAGCAGGAGCAGCAGCAGCAGCAGCAGUCAACCCCGCGUAUAACCAAGACAAACGCCAGCAGCAGCAGCUGCAGCAGCAGUAGCACAAGUAGCAGCAGCAGCAGCAGCAGCAGCAGCAGCACAAGUAGUAGCAGCGGCGACAAGAAUACCUCCACAGAGCAGAACGCCCAUAGCAGCACGAUCAGCAUCAACAACACCCCUCAAGCAGCAGCAGCAGCAGCAGCAGCAGCAGCAGCAGCAGCAGCAGCAGCAGUCAACCCCCCGUAUAACCAAGACAAACACCAGCAGCAGCAGUUGCAGCAGCAGUACAACAAGCAGCAGCAGCAGCAGCAGCAGCAGCAGCACAAACAGCAGAAGCAGCAGCUGCAGCAACACACAGCUCACAGCAGCAGCAGCAGCAGCAGCAUACAAGCAGCAGCAGCAGCAGCAGCAGCUGGUGCAGCAGCAGCAGCAGCAGCAGCAGCAGCAGCAGCAGGAAUACCGCUGUUUCGCGUCAUAAUGAGUCGGUUCUUUUUGUCACUGGAAGCUUUCAAUGGCACAGCAGAAGAGGAGACGUCGACCCUCGAUCGUCUCAGGCGCUUCGCCAGCAGUAAACUGGCGUCGCAGCGUGUGUUAGCUGCGGGUUUGUUGGUGGAGGUUUUAGCUGAGGGUGCAGCAGCAGCAGCAGACUUUGACUUGCUGCUGCUGCUGCAGCAGAUAGCGCGUUUCUCCCCUCCACAGCAGCAGCAGCAGCAGCAGCAGCAGCAGCAGCAGCAACAAGUACAGCAGGGAGACAGCAGCAAAGGCAGCAAGUUCAACAGCAGCAGCAGCAGCAGCAGCAGCAGCAGCAGCAGCAGCAGCAGCAGGAAAGGGUUUCUAGGCAACUUCUUCUCAGGCAAGGCCUUCUCUCGUAUUAUAUGGGGGCCCCCCGAGGGGGGCCCCCAAGGGGACUGGGGGGCCCCCAGCGACGAGAGGGGCCCCCGGGGGGCCCUCUGCGCGCGCGGCGGAGAUAUUGCUGCUUGCAUCAUUCAAGCGGAUCCAGACAACGGGUACAGUCGAGUGUGCCGAGAGUUGCUGCCUUUUUUUGAGGGUUUACUGCAUGCAGCAGCAGACAUACAGACGAUGAAAGCAGCAGCAGAUGCUAUUCUCCUCAUUGGAACGCAUCUCAGGUAA
Molecule: messenger RNA, 1320 nt
Organism: Eimeria mitis
Lineage: Eukaryota; Apicomplexa; Conoidasida; Eucoccidiorida; Eimeriidae
Product: Heat repeat family protein, related, related
Exons: 7
Coding region: 1-1320 (439 amino acids)
Source: RefSeq, a predicted model, not a curated record